Molecule: messenger RNA, 2300 nt
Organism: Diachasma alloeum
Lineage: Eukaryota; Metazoa; Arthropoda; Insecta; Hymenoptera; Braconidae
Gene: Stg-1
Exons: 9
Coding region: 319-1470 (383 amino acids)
Biological process (GO): positive regulation of synaptic transmission, glutamatergic; postsynaptic neurotransmitter receptor diffusion trapping; regulation of AMPA receptor activity
Cellular component (GO): postsynaptic density membrane; AMPA glutamate receptor complex
Molecular function (GO): voltage-gated calcium channel activity; channel regulator activity
Source: RefSeq, a predicted model, not a curated record
CAGUGCUUGAAAAAAUCCCCAAGAAAUAGCCAAGUCGAAUCCAGAUAUACAUUCCCAAUAUUUCCCAACAUAAACUAAAAAUGGAACGUAGAACUGGGUGAAGGGACAAUCCCCCGAGAUUUCGAGAGCUCCUCGAUUCGGGUACAUAACGAUAAUAGGUGCACAUUCUUCUGCACAUACAUCCCAGGCAUUUACUGACACACCUGGACAACGUGAAACCAACCGGGAACAACGCGGAGAAUUCACGGAUAUAUAUUAGACAUCAGCUCGUGACGUGCAUCCAAGAAUGCAACGACGCAAGUACAACAGUUGUUCGUGAUGUCUUGCUACUACUGCUGCAGUUGCUGCUACGAGAACGAGGAAGACCAAGUAAUCGGUGAAUUCAGGGGUACAGGGACCAGAGUACCGUACAGUAGCAGUGGUGGCAGUGGUAACAGUCUGGCCAUUGCAUCUGGAAUCUCAGCCCUUUUAUCACUCGUGAUCGUUUCGAUUGCUAUUGGUACGGGUGAGUGGCUCUUAACCGAGGAAAAGCUGCCGAAAGCUUUCUCAGCCAACAUUACCGCCGAGCCGGACAGUAAGGUGACUUACAGUGGCCUUUGGAGGGUCUGCGUUGCCACCACAUCACGUAUGCAGUACGAGUGCUCGAGUAUCGACUACUUUCCGAGUGAGGAGUACAGCCCAGAUCCCAGUGAUUCCACUAUGGCGAUACCAUACGCGGUAACAAAGUCCGCCAUCUUCUUCUUCGCAGCAACAGUACUUCUCGUUAUAGCUGAAGUUUGUUACUUCACUGCUCAUGUAUCUCGUCCUCGACAUCGUCUCUGCGUUUUUGUGGCCGGAGUGGUCUUCACUAUAUGCGGUCUUCUCAUGCUCGUUGGAAUGAUCAUGUACAUAUCGGUAUUUAAGGCGGAAGUUGGAAGCAAACUGAGACCCAAAUCCUCCUUUCAGGGUCCCCCGUUCACCUACAGAUACGGUUUCUCAUUUCUAUUGUAUGUCAGCGGAUUUAUCACAACAGAAGUCGCUGGUACAUCCGCUAUAUUUCUUUACAUAUCGUGGCACCAGAGGGACUUCAACAGGCGAGAGGCUAAGCAGAAAAAUUGUGAUAAUGUCUACCACGUGGCCAAUCACGUGCGUCACCCGAACUUCCACCCCCACCACGCGCACGGAAGUUUUCUCUGCGAGAGACACCAGAAGCGUUACUUCUUCAGCCGAGACUCAGUGGAUCAAUUGGAUUUCGACGAAUUCCUCCCACCGCCCCCGAGUCUCGAUUAUCACGACUAUCCCGGACAAUUUCCCCGGGAUCUGACGACCCAGACGAUAAGCACAACAGCCGAUGUAAUUCAAGACGAAUGCAGCCCAGGACUCCCUCAGGAGUUCGUGACGUUCGAUCUGGACGCACCAUUUCCGCCUGGACCUCCAGUGAGGAAUAGCGAGUGGCCCCUGGAAGCGUUCAGACGAACAACUCCAGUCUGAUACAGCGUCAGGUACGCUAAGCUGGUUGAAAAUCCUGCGAGCGACUCAUCCGAGGCUUCCGAUAACGACGAGAUUAAUCACUAUCAAGUGGAAUACAAGGGGAUCCCUGAGGACGACACUUGUCCCAUAGUUUCCCUGUGAAAGCGACCUCUAUAUCAACUGCCAAUUUUUCAGAUAAUAAUCAAGUACCAACAUCCCCGGUACAAGCCCAAGGGAUGCACAAAGGAAAUAUCGCGUAAUUGCGUCGAUGAAAAUUCAGUUGUAAAUCCAUCAAAAGGGUGAAUUUCGUUGCUAUUCACUCAUCUCUUUUGAUCGAUUCACACCGAAAUGAGCGGGAAUUGGGACGAAACAAACACCCCUGACUCUGUUCCCAAUGUUAAUAACCGAAUGAAUUUACUUCCCAUCGAGUUAUGAAUAUUUUUGCACAGUCGAGUGUUUAUUCCGUCAGAUAGAUAGAUCAAUUUGUAAAUAAGCAGUAUUAAAAUCAAUAUCAAUUGACAGCACCUUUACAUGUGAUGAUUUAAGGCUGAUUUGUUCGAGUAAUCGAGGUGCUCGUUAAAAAACCUCUGCAAUUAAGUGUUCAAUGUUAAAAUUUUUGAAAUAUCUUUUUACCAUGUAAAUUCAAUUCGUUUAUUACACCACGAAAUUACAAUGAGAAUCUUCGUGAUUUAUAAUGUAUAUAAUAUUUUCGUUACAAUAAUUUAUAAUCAAUGAUACUCGUCUAGUGGGAGAAUUUUGUUCAAUGAAAAGCUAAUGUAAAUUUUUCUUCGAAUAGAAAAAUUAGAUUUACCAGAAUGAAUUUGUAAAUGAAGUAUACCAAUAAUUAUACA